AUGGUUGGAGACAAUGCAACACUGGUGAUGGAGUUCACCCUGGUAGGACUCUCUGAUCACCCUGAGGCACAGACUACCUUCUUCUGGCUGCUGUUGAUUGUCUACAUAGUGACCCUGAUGGGGAACAGCCUCAUUGUGCUGUUGAUAGCUGUUGACCACCAACUCCACACUCCCAUGUACUUCUUCCUCAGCAACCUCUCCCUCCUCGACAUCUGCUACUCCUCCAGCUCUGCGCCACAGAUGCUGGCAAACUGCUUUGCAGAGAGACCCACCAUUUCUUUCAACAAGUGUUUUUCCCAGAUGUGCAUCUCUGUCUUCCUGGGGAUGACAGAGUGCCUCCUGCUGGCCACCAUGGCUUAUGACCGCUUUGUGGCCAUCUGCCAUCCCCUGCGUUACCCUCUGAUCAUAAGCUGGAAGGUCUGUAUCCAGCUGGCGGCCACUGCAUGGGUUAGUGCCUUCCUGCUCACCUUCAUCCCUAACAUGACGCUAAAAGAUCUUUUCUGUGGGCCCAGUGUCAUCAACCAUUUCACCUGUGAGGUGCAGGCCAUGCUGAAGCUGGCUUGCUCCCCAAACCAUGUCCACGAGGGGAUCAUGUUUACUAGUGGGGUCCUGACACUCCUUGUGCCCUUUGCCUUCAUCCUGGUGACUUAUAUACGCAUUGUGCUGGCUGUGCUGUGCAUCCGCUCAACUGAGGGCAGAAGCAAAGCCUUUUCCACCUGUGGAUCCCACCUGGCUGUGGUCACUAUAUUCUAUGGCACAGCCAUGUCCAUGUACCUGCAGCCUCCAUCCAAAUCUUCUUCUGACCAGGAUAAGCUCAUUGCUGUGUUUUAUGGAGUUGUCACCCCUAUGCUAAACCCCCUCAUCUACAGUUUGAGAAACAAGGAUGUGAAGGAGGCUCUGAAGAGACUUUCUGGCAGGAUAAUUCCUCCCUGA
Messenger RNA from Alligator sinensis (Chinese alligator), 933 nucleotides. RefSeq names its product olfactory receptor 13H1-like. Gene Ontology annotation, biological process: G protein-coupled receptor signaling pathway. The transcript has a single exon. Bases 1 to 933 code for a protein of 310 amino acids. Lineage: Eukaryota; Metazoa; Chordata; Crocodylia; Alligatoridae. The record is from RefSeq and is a predicted model, not a curated record. Gene Ontology annotation, molecular function: olfactory receptor activity; G protein-coupled receptor activity. Gene Ontology annotation, cellular component: membrane.